Canariomyces notabilis is the source of this 1875-nucleotide messenger RNA. RefSeq names its product TBCC-domain-containing protein. Gene Ontology annotation, molecular function: tubulin binding. The record is from RefSeq and is a predicted model, not a curated record. NCBI's taxonomy places the organism in Eukaryota, Fungi, Ascomycota, Sordariomycetes, Sordariales, Chaetomiaceae. The coding region runs from base 490 to 1647 and encodes 385 amino acids. Gene Ontology annotation, cellular component: cytoplasm. Gene Ontology annotation, biological process: tubulin complex assembly; post-chaperonin tubulin folding pathway. The transcript is spliced from 3 exons.
UAAUGUACUCACCCACUCUACCCCACCAUGCCCCCUUAUAAUUCGCUAGCCAUUCCCCUCAUCCCACAUUGGAGCUUCUUAUGGUUCCAUAGACCAAACCGCUGGGUACCUAUGUUCACGAGCUACUCAAGUGCAAGUGGUGUGGAGUGAUAUUGCUUGUGAACCUCGCUGGUUUGGGAUGUCGUGUCGUCACAAAAUCAUCCCAUAUUGCGCCUGUGUAACGGAAGAGAAUAAGUCCUUAACUGCGUCUUCAACAUCUCAAGUUCGGGCGCUCGGGUAGUACGUGUGGUGUCGAUACACGACAUCAUACCAUAAGAGAACCUUCUUCGCACCUCACCUCGCCGAGCGUCUCCUGUUCCUCAGCCCAUCUAACCAUCUCACCACCCUCUUCCUCUUCCUCUUCAACUUGCCACUUUCACUUCUCUGUCCAGCUUUCCGAAUCUCACUCGCAUCAUAAGCUGGGACAUAUCAUCAUACCCCAAGCUAAUCAUGGAGUGGGAUACCAAAGAACGGUUUUACCGCCAUUUCCAAGUAUCAGUAGCCACCCUGAGAGAAAAAAUCAGCCAGCUCCACACCAUCGCGGCCGUCGGCGGCGAGCGGCAAGAUGCGAUCGAGAACGUGCUGAACGGUAUCACGCGCCUGUCCAACGAGGUUGCCGACGCCGCUGACUACGUGCCCGCCUAUGACCGGCGCCUCUAUUCCGACGAGAUCAAAGCGCUUAAGGAGCAGCUAGACGAGGCGACGGCCGCAUUCGCGCCCAAGAUCCGCUUCCGCUUCAAGCCCCGCGCCCCAGGCGCCGGUUCGACGAAUGCAGGCUCUUCCGCUUCCGACCCGCGGAGGCUGAACCCGACAACAGCCACUCCCGCUUCCAACAGCACCGGCGAUGGUGCAUCAACGACAUCCACCGGAGCGGAAGCGGAGGCAAAGGACGCCGUCGGCUCGCUGCCGGCCAUCGGCAGCAGUAGCGGCAGCAAGGACUACCACGACGAGAUCGCACGCCCGGCAGGAGCUGGAACGGAACAAGAGGGUGGAGGAAUCCGUAGGCCGAGUUUCUCCGCCGCCCGGACCAUCACGCUGUCGGACCACACCAAGCUGCACAUCCUGCUGCCGCCGUCGGCGUCGCGCGCGACGGCGGCCGGCGCGCUGACCAACCUGACUCGAUGCGUCGUCGACAUGUCGGUGCCGACCAUAAGAAGGAACGCGCCCUUUGCGAGCCUGACGCUCAAGGACAUCUCCGGAUGCGUCAUUGUGGCCGGCCAAGUCGAUGGACCCGUCCACGUCACAGGUCUGAAGGACAGCAAAGUCGUGGUCACGGCCCGCCAGGUGCGCAUCCACGAGUGCGAGAACGUGGACUUUUACCUGCACGUUAUGAGCCGGCCGAUCAUUGAGGACUGCAAGGGCGUGAGGUUUACGCCUGCGCCGGAGACUUAUUUGACGGACAAGGAGAGGCAGGAGACCAACCUGUAUGAUCAGGUCGACGACUUCAAGUGGCUGAAGGCAACUCCCUCGCCGAACUGGAGCCUGGUACCGGAAGAGGAGAUUAUUCGGGAUGAGACCUGGAGUGAGACGCUUUCAGGAACUGCCAAUCUGGGGGUUGAACGGAUUCUCAAAGUCUUUGGCGUAGGCAAAGCGCCCCAGAUGUCGUAAGGUAAUACCCGAUCGUAUCAGGGAAGAAGAGCCGGAGUUGUUUUCUGGCGUUGGUUUUCUCGAGGCAUAGUAUCGCCAUUAGGAAGGCUGGACUGAGGUUUCGAGAGCACAUGUGGCACAAAUAGAACCAUCGAUGCUUUCCCGUCCACAAUCCUUCGCAGACUUCACCAAAGUGUGACUAUACCGAUACCGUAGGCUUCAGCAUCCACUUCCGGUCGGCGCGGUGAA